AUGGAUAGCCAGGAUCAUGCAAGGAUUACCAUUCCCUAUGGAAGCCCUGAUAUCGAAGGUCUCUCGCCGCCGGCUGAUUACCAUGAGCUAGGCUCUCAUGGAGCUGGGUUCUUCGAGUACCAUGAGGAAAGGCGAAUGCAAAAUGCAAGUACAUUUUUCGCAUGGCUCGAAGAGAAGCUCUUAGCGCACCAUCAUGGAUCCCAAGACGGUGGGCCUCACCCAGGUGUGACGCGGUCUAGGGCAUCAUCUUUUACACCCGAAUCCCUCAAAACUGACCACAUGGUGCCUGAAUUCGAGCGUCUGAAUCUUGCUUCACCUUCCGAUGAACAAGCACGAAAAGAGGGCGUUGCCCGCUCCAGAGUUUGGGUACAUGGAAAUAUUCUUGCGCCUCAUUUAAGCGCGGAGGAUAAGAGUGAAACCGUAUCAGAGCUUCAGACGAAUCAUGGCUCUUCCCCCGCACCAGCUCUCACCCCUGAGCUAAAGCAGCUUUACUCUUCAUUACAACGGUGCUUGAAGCUGAGGGAUAAAUAUAUGUCUGUAUCACUGCAGAGGCUUGGAGAUGACCCACGACAUUAUGAUGGCGAUAGUUCUACUGGUGCCCUCAGGGAAGAUCCAGAUAACAAACCCCCACGCUUUAAGCCAUGGAAUAUUUACCCCCCGCCUCCACCUCCUCAUUGGAAGUUCAGAGCUCAUAAUACCAGCGCACCAGAAAUCAGCCACAGCCACGACGGUGACAUUCCUUUCGAAUUUUCUAACUGUGAAAUACCGGUCCAAAUGCCAUGGGAAUGGGAGGUUGAUGAAAGGGGUGUAUUCCAAGUAUAUGAAGAUAUCAAUACACCAAAUCGUCGACCGCUCUUCAAUGUUCCAACAAUCAAGGACUUUUUUAUAGAUCUUGAUACGGUGCUGAAUAUAGUUACAGACGGCCCCACAAAGAGCUUUGCCUUUCGACGACUCAAGUAUUUAUUGAGCAAAUGGCAGAUGUAUGCAUUGCUUAAUGAGUACCAGGAGCUUGCGGAUAUGAAGAGUGUUCCGCAUCGUGAUUUCUACAAUCUUCGCAAAGUGGAUACACAUGUGCACCAUUCGAGCAUGAUGAACCAGAAGCAUUUGCUCCGUUUCAUCAAGCACAAGAUGAAACAUCACCCAGAUGAUAAAGUCAUUGUCCGAGAUGGCAAAGAGUUAACUUUGAGGGAAGUGUUUGAGUCACUGAACUUGACAGCAUACGAUCUCUCUAUCGACACACUUGAUAUGCAUGCUCAUCAAGAAGCGUUCCAUCGUUUUGACAAAUUCAAUCUAAAAUACAACCCAAUCGGAGAAGCAAGGCUGAGAGAAAUAUUCAUGAAAACCGACAACUAUAUUGAAGGCCGUUACCUUGCAGAGCUCACGAAAGGUGAAAUACAAUUUAUAGAUUUUACACUGAGGUCUAACACAUUCGACACAGAGGUGAUGGCGGAUUUAGAGCAAAGCAAGUAUCAGAAUUGCGAGUGGCGUAUAAGCAUAUAUGGCCGCUCCCCAGCCGAAUGGGACAAAUUGGCGAAGUGGAUUGUCAACAAUAAACUGUAUUCUCAUAACGUGCGUUGGCUGAUCCAAAUUCCACGGCUAUACGACGUCUAUAAGGCCAACGGAACGAUUAACAAUUUCUCGGACCUCUUGCAUAAUAUCUUCACACCUCUUUUUGAAGUGACUAAGGAUCCCAGCAAGCAUCCGGAACUACAUGUGUUCCUUCAGCGCGUAGUGGGAAUCGAUUGUGUAGACGAUGAGUCGAAGCCAGAGAGGCGCAUAUAUAGGAAAUUCCCGUAUCCCAAGGAUUGGAACACGACUCAAAAUCCCCCAUACAGCUAUUGGAUGUACUACAUGUUCGUAAAUUUGUCGAGCUUGAAUCACUGGAGACAAGCACGAGGGUUUAAUACAUUCGUAUUCCGGCCACACUCUGGGGAAGCGGGCGAUACAGAUCAUUUGGCCGCAGCUUUUUUGACCGCCCAUUCUAUCUCCCAUGGCAUUUUAUUACGGAAAGUACCCGCAUUGCAAUAUCUUUUUUACCUUAAACAGAUCGGGCUAGCCAUGAGUCCUCUCAGCAACAAUGCACUUUUCCUUAGCUACGACCGCAACCCGCUACCUGAGUUUUUCAAAAUUGGCCUAAACGUCAGCUUGAGUACAGACGACCCAUUGCAGUUUCACUUUACCAAGGAACCCCUGCUGGAAGAAUACAGUGUGGCAGCCCAUAUCUACAAACUCGGCCAAUCCGGAUUGGCCGAGUUGGCACGAAACUCUGUCAUUCAAAGUGGUUUCGAAAUGGAAGUCAAACGCCAUUGGAUUGGUAAAAAAUGGUAUUUGCCCGGUGCAGCCGGAAAUGAUAUCAACAAAACGAAUGUGCCUGAUAAGCGCUUGGCAUUCAGACACAAUACGCUGAUGGAAGAAUUGAGCUUAAUCUACGGUAGUAAAGAAGCCACAGUUGUUUCCAAGAAUUCUCUCACCAACCAACUCGAUACGACCGCUGACGCUGUCGCCGCGCAUGCGAUGGCAAUGAAAAGAAUAGAAUUCCUGGCACGUGCAUUACCUUCUACCAAUCAAUAUUCCUUCCGCUUUGUACUUGCGUUAAGCGCGCUUACUGCCCCAGUGCUAGCAGCACUCUCAUCAGAUCAAGUUGCUCUCGCCCAAAAAUAUGCUCCCCAGUUCCGCCUUACUCCUGACGAGAAACAUUUUCCCUCGAGUAUUGAAUAUAUGCUCUCGAACUAUAAAGUGUAUGAUGAUAGUGGCAAACAACUUCCAACUCAACCAUCUCCUUUGACAGCCUCCAACCUUGAUUCAGUGGUAGGAAGGGGCGCAAGCACAUGGCUUACAGUUUCUGAUACCAACGCGGGCUAUUUGACUGGUUUAAACCCUUCAACAAAUCAAGUUCCUGUGUACACGUUUAUUGUGCCAAAGGAAGGCGGCAUAGUAGACCUUUUCUACUGGAUUUUCUUCCCUUACAACCUGGGGAAAGAUAUUAUCGCUCUCGGGCGGGUCGGAAACCACAUUGGAGACUGGGAGCGUAUGACAGUGAGAACUCUCAACGGGGUCGCAAUUUCAGCCGAUUACAACGCGCAUUCAUCCGGAAAUGGAGCUGGGACAAAAUCAUGGAGUGAUGUCCUCAAACCCUCGGGAGAGGACAGGCCUCUUGGUUAUGUCGCAAGUGGAUCUCACGGAGUUUGGCCAGGACCCGGAUCCUGGGUAUACGAAGAUAUCAUCAUCUAUCAACUCAAGGACGAAACUAGGGAUGGAGGGCCGAUGUGGAAUGCCAAAGAUAAUAUCUAUCCCAUCGAAUAUCUCUCAUCCGCAACGUAUUCUGGAGACCAGGCCUGGCUUAAUUUCCAAGGAGCUUGGGGGAACAAGGGGCAAACUAAUUGCUGGUGGUAUGCCAUAGUAAAGACAUGUCCAUUAUCUAACGGACCAGGAGGACCUUACAGACAAGACGUACUCGCGGCUGCAUUCGCGAAGGCAAGUGGCCCAGGUAUGCUCUCGAAGUAUUCCGAUAUGGCAGGACCUCUUUCACAAACACUAGCACUGUUGGCAACCAACUCGAGCACCUCAUUGUAUAAAUUGAGACUCGACAAGUCUGUCUUAGAUCUGAUCAAAAUUGCAGCUUUUGCUCGCCUUACAGUCGAACAAUCAUGCGUUGAGUAUCAAUCUUCUACCAACACAACUCUUUUGUCUUCGACAUAUGGAUCCUCCAAGUUAAAUUCAGGCGACGAUAGGCUUUAUUCGGUCAAGGUCCCGCGCUGUACCUCUAACUCCAGCCAUGUCGACUCCUACCGAGUCGGUCUAUGUGCUAGCGAUGACAAUUCGAUGUGUUCCUGGGCGGGAUAUCGCCAGCUCCGCACAUAUCUGACCGGGAAGCAAGGAGUUACAAAUGGCACAGCGAUCAACUUAGACAUGGACCAUGACAACUGGAGAUGGGAUUAA
Rhizoctonia solani is the source of this 3939-nucleotide messenger RNA. RefSeq names its product AMP deaminase. The record is from RefSeq and is a predicted model, not a curated record. Lineage: Eukaryota; Fungi; Basidiomycota; Agaricomycetes; Cantharellales; Ceratobasidiaceae. Gene Ontology annotation, biological process: IMP salvage; AMP metabolic process. Gene Ontology annotation, molecular function: AMP deaminase activity. The coding region runs from base 1 to 3939 and encodes 1312 amino acids. Gene Ontology annotation, cellular component: cytosol. The transcript is spliced from 31 exons.